Austrofundulus limnaeus is the source of this 916-nucleotide messenger RNA. RefSeq names its product PHD finger protein 12. The record is from RefSeq and is a predicted model, not a curated record. NCBI's taxonomy places the organism in Eukaryota, Metazoa, Chordata, Actinopteri, Cyprinodontiformes, Rivulidae. Gene Ontology annotation, biological process: negative regulation of transcription by RNA polymerase II. Gene Ontology annotation, molecular function: transcription corepressor activity; protein binding. Gene Ontology annotation, cellular component: nucleus; Sin3-type complex.
UGGCUGCAGGACGUCAUCGCCCUCCAGUGCAGCAUCAUGAGACACCUGUCCAUCAAACAGAAGGUUGUCUCUGCAGCGUCUACAGCGUCCUCAGAUGUGGACAGGAAGAAACCAUGUGUUACAUCAGAGGACACAAAGACUUCUUUAGAAAGGACUUCUCCAUCUGAGCCCUGCUUUAAGCCCUGUGGUUUACCUGAAAACCCUCAAGGGGUCUGUAUUUCCAGAGACCCCCCAGCAGAGCUGGGUGUUUGUAAAUGCAGCCUGGAACCAUGUCAGAACUGUAGAAAACCCAACGGACCUGUGGRAGAGCUUCAGCCUAGUAAAACCAAUGGGCCUGUGGACUGUAAGGGUCCGUCAGACCCCUGCAGGCAGGCCGAGCUGCUGCACAGACUGAAGCCUUGUACAGCCCCCCCAGACUCUGCUCCCACCCCCGAGCUGCCCAACCACAUAGGAACAAAAACGGUUAAGAAGGACCCAGAGAGCACAACAGAGGCCUGUGCUCAAAACAACUGCCCCACGGGCCCUACAAUAUGGCCCCCCAGCAGCCAGCAGAACCAACAGGAGGAGCGGACGAGCAAAGAGGAAAAACCCAGUUUGUCUCUCACCAGCAGGUCGCUCUCAGACUCCACAGCUAAAGACCCCCAGGACCAGGAGCCGUCCUUACCACCCACAGGGAUCGAGUUAGACCGGCUGGAUGCAGACCUGAUUAAGCUGCUGGCCUAUCAAAGGAUCCAGCAGCUGUUUCCCCCCAAAGCCCCCAGCACUCCUCCGUCACCAGCACCCAGUACUGCCUCCAAAAGUCUGUCCCCCCACCCUGACAGACAGAAGAAAGUGCAGGUCCGAGCCGUCUUCUAUCCUCUCACAGAAAGGGGCGGAGCUAUCAGCAUGUGUUACAGGACCUUAUACAUCGGAUCAG